AUGCAUUCUCCACUACGGUUAUCCUUGUUCGGUGUCUUUCUGACGUAUCUGGCUAGCUGUCAUGCUACUACUGAUUCUCUUGGAUCGGACUAUCGGAUUGACGUCCAUUCCCAUGCAAUACCAUCCAUUUGGACGCAAGCGAUGAUUUCAGAAGGAUUCACCGUUGAGAAUGGCACUCUGUAUAAUGACGGCGCCCCUGUCCCUGAAUGGUCGCUGGAGUCGCAUAUUAGCGCCAUGGACAGCCUUGGUGUGAAUUACUCAACCAUAAGCAUCACCGCCCCCGGCGUGUCAUUUAUCAAAGAAGCCGGCAAAGCUCAGUCGUUAGCCCGCCGAAUUAACCUUCAGCUUCAUGAAUAUACCCAAAGUUACCCAACUCGUCUCGGAGCACUCUGUCUUCUCCCUCUUCCGCAUUUUUGUCUAGAUACCCUCAAAUUCGUCGGUGUAGGCCUGUACACGAACGCUCACGGUUUGUACCUGGGUGACUCCGCCCUUGAUCCCGUUUUCUCGGCCUUGAAUGCAAGAAAUGCUAGCGUCUUUGUCCACCCAGCUUCUCCAACCUGUACUUCCGUUGCUUUGGGCCAUCCUAUGCCAAUGACCGAGUAUCCCUUCGACACCGUACGUGCAAUGGAGAAUUUGCUCCUCACAGGCCAGCGUGCCCGUUAUCCGGAUCUCAAGAUAAUAUUUUCUCAUGGCGGUGGUGCAAUACCCUAUCUAGCCAGCCGCAUUGCAGGUGUCGCAUCACUAUCCUACGCGGGCGGGGUGGCGUUUACUGAAACUAUGAGCCAGCUUGCUGGGUAUUAUUUUGAUCUCGCUAGCGCGACAUCUGUUAUCCAGCUGACAGCGCUCAAAAGUCUUGUUGGCGCUAAGCAACUUGUGACCGGGAUUGACUAUCCAUAUGUUCCACUCGCGCAGGCAGAGCCGGGACUAGCUGGGAUCCAGAAAAAUGGCAAUUUCACCAAUGCAGAAAUGGGCCGUAUCAAAUACCAAAACGCCUUGGAGAUAUUUCCACGAAUCUCCGAUGUGCUGAAUUUUUGA
This is a messenger RNA of Penicillium longicatenatum, 1035 nucleotides long. RefSeq names its product amidohydrolase family protein. Gene Ontology annotation, molecular function: carboxy-lyase activity; hydrolase activity. Gene Ontology annotation, biological process: secondary metabolic process. Lineage: Eukaryota; Fungi; Ascomycota; Eurotiomycetes; Eurotiales; Aspergillaceae. Bases 1 to 1035 code for a protein of 344 amino acids. The record is from RefSeq and is a predicted model, not a curated record. The transcript has 3 exons. Gene Ontology annotation, cellular component: cytoplasm.